Messenger RNA from Gordionus sp. m RMFG-2023, 1887 nucleotides. RefSeq lists its product as uncharacterized. The record is from RefSeq and is a predicted model, not a curated record. Bases 21 to 1535 code for a protein of 504 amino acids. The transcript is spliced from 10 exons. Lineage: Eukaryota; Metazoa; Nematomorpha; Gordioida; Chordodea; Parachordodidae.
AAUUAUGAUGCCAAAAUGUCAUGAUAGUAGUUGCAAAAUUAAAACGAAAAUGGAAUAAUUUUGCCUUGAAUGUGCGAUUUAAAAGUUCACUAUUAGAGGCCUAUUUAGAACACCUUAAAGAUGACCUGAUUUUUCAAAAAUUUUUAAUUAAAAUUUACAUCAGAAAUUGUUUUAUAAAAUUGAUUCUUUUAGAAACAUUUAUACGCAAAUUUUGUUUAUUCUUCUCAUUAAAUUUAUUGUUUUGGCAUAUCUAUUCUGAUCUUAAUAAAUCAACUAGUAAUAUCGAUUAUUUCAUCAUUGCCCUUGCUUUAUUUGCAAUCUAUAUGUUUUGGAAAAAAUCAAUAUCAACUAACAUUAGAGAAAAAGUUGCAUACUCUGGGUUUGAAGAUGAAAAUGGAUGGAUUGUAAUUGAUAAUGUAGAGUUAGUUAAUGAACCAGAUAAUCGAAUAUGGAAGGUUGUUUCAACUUGUGGAAAUGUUGCUAAAUUUUUAUUAUUAAUUAGAAGGAAUUCUAUAACAAAAUAUACUGUUGUGGUUGUACCAUCCUGUGUUGCUUCAGCAAUCUUAGGGAGGUAUAUUCCAGGAGUGGUAUUACUCCACCUUGCAUCUAUAUCAGUAUUAACUUGGCCUUACAUCUCCCUAUUCCCAUUCAUUUUCUAUGGUAUGAGCAAAUAUGGGUGUAAAAAAUUAGUACAAUGUUUAUCUUAUGCAAUUCCCCAGUCUUACAAAAGAAUCAGAAAUAUAAAAAUUUCCAAACCUUCAAAAUGUAUCAAAGAUAAAGAAAAAGGUGAUCAGGAUUACAAUCUCAAAAUAAAUAAUUCCAAUGAACACACUGAAAAGAAUUAUAGUCAAUGUUUUAAUCUGAAAUGCUUAACCCAUCUCUUAAACUAUUUAACGAGUGCCAAAACUAAUGACGAUAAAAUUAUUCCAUCUAAUUUAAACAGUAAUACUGAUGCCCAAAAUAUUAACGAAACCCCAGGUGAUAACUUUAAAAAUGAAACUCAAUUUAUCCAAAUGAAAAUUAUGAACAUUGAGGAUACAAAGAAAUUCCUUAAAUCUCUUGUCAUUUUAGAUGAUAACCAAAACGAUUUACUAGACCUCGAAUUUUUGCCAGAUUUUGACGAAAAGACUGCCUACAUUUUGGAAGAAGCUUCCGAAGCUCUUAGUACUUCAAGUAGUGAGAUUGAAAGAGAAAUAACCACUAUUCCUUAUGAUCCUCAUCGAGAUACACUUUCUCUUUCCCGCCUUCCUUCACCUUCUAACCUAUCAUGCUUAGACGAUGAAGAUCAAUUGGACGAUCGUUGCAGUAUAAGCAGUUCAGCAUCUUCCUACGUGCGCGGACUUUUAGAUAAAGCUAUAGAUGACAACGAGCGAAUUUCAAAUAAUACCGACCACUCAUCCACUCAACCAUUAACCCAAGCUCUGUCCGAUAAUUUUAAAAAUAUUUGUUUUUCUAUCAAUGACUCUGUUAACACAUGGGUUGCUCAAUCAGCAGUGUCUAAUAAUAAUAAUAACAACACGAAUAAUUCCAACUAGCUAGAAUACCCUAAGAAGCUCAUUUAAAAUUUGAAUGUAUUCGUAAUUAAACUUUAAUAUUAGCCAUUCUUAAUUCCCCAAAUUUUUAUUUUUGAAACUUUAAGAAAUAAAAUCUUUUUUAUUAGCUAAUUAAAAUAUAUAAUAACUUACAAGUCACAAUAAAAUGAAACAAUUAAAUCUAUCUACUCAUGUUCAAAAUUUUUUUAAAAUAUUUAUAUAGACAUACAAGUUUUUUCCAUAUUUUGAAAUGUCACUUAUAUCAUUUAAAAACUCAUUCAAAAUGUUUUAAUAUUAUAGGUUUAUUUUAUAUUUAUUAUUACCCACUCCGAUCAAUAAUGCUUAUAUUUAAAUU